This is a messenger RNA of Penicillium taxi, 3291 nucleotides long. Its product is annotated as DEAD/DEAH box helicase. Gene Ontology annotation, cellular component: nucleus. The transcript has a single exon. The record is from RefSeq and is a predicted model, not a curated record. The coding region runs from base 1 to 3291 and encodes 1096 amino acids. Lineage: Eukaryota; Fungi; Ascomycota; Eurotiomycetes; Eurotiales; Aspergillaceae. Gene Ontology annotation, molecular function: ATP-dependent chromatin remodeler activity; chromatin binding; DNA binding.
AUGGAGCAUUUAACUGAUACUUCUCAUAAAAAGAUUACGAGUCCUAAAUCGGACGGGGAUGUGGAAGUGGAAGUAGACGACUAUGACACAAUCGCCACACUUCCAACGAGAGCCCUAUUGACCCCGACUCAGCCAUUAACCCAACCAACCCAAUUAGUUGACUUUCCACUUCCAAAUCCCUCCCAUAUUGUUCAAGUGGCGGCAUCCUCUCCUCCUGCUCCCUCCAAUUCCCCACCUCGUCGCGGCGGUUUGCUUUCCUCACUUCUCGCUCCUUCUGGUACACAAUUCCGUUCUCCAGCAACAACUUCUAUGUUUCCCAGCGAAGGUCCCACCUACCGGGGAGGAUCUUCGGACGACGAGUUUCAAAGUAUUCGCAACGUUGAUAUCCAAAAGUCCACUUUCGAAAAGAUGAAGAGCCCGGAGAAGAUUGCGGAAUCGCCUGUCCGCACCGAAUCCAGCGCAAUGGAUGCCUUUAAGAAGAUCACUGCGGCUGCAGUCUAUGACCCUUCAUUUAGUGGGUUUAAACGUUCGGCGGACCACCUGAGCCCAAUCGCAGCUUCCAGUAACGCCAAAAAGGCUAAACAGGGACCUUAUCGCCAAUUUUCGUCUCUGGAGGCCAUCGAGGACACUCGAGUUCGCAUUCAAACUGAGCGCAUUCAAAAGGUCAUGCCAACCAAGUCUAUCAGCGAAAUCGCCCACGCAGUCAUGAUCGCAAAGGGUAACUACGAUAACGCAUUGGACUAUCUCGCAGGUCCCGAUGAACCCAAUAACAUUAUCUCUAUCAACUCGUCUGAUGACGAGCUGACCAUGUCAACUGCCUCUAUGCCAAUUGCAAAGCAGCAGAAGAUCAAGGCUCUCGGUUCCAUUCGCGCCAAGUGGGCAGCAAAAGCAACUGCGAUUACGACUGUCUCGCAGGACCACCGCCCCUCGGAAGAAGUCAAACCUCGAGGCCGUCUCAUUCGUGGCGCCAGAUCGCGUGCCGCUAUUGUCAUCGACGACGAUGAAGAUGAUAUUCCCACUAAGUCAAAGCCCAUAAACGUGCCUUCACCAAGAUCAGAGAGCUCCGAAGCUCCUAUGUCAGACUCCGAGGAUUCGGACGUUCAGUACCAGGGAUCCACCGCGGGCGGCCUGGACCAGAAAGUUUUGAAGUUCUUCAACACCUGCAAUGUUCUCGAUCUCGUUGACACUGCCACUAUCCCCGAAGAAAGUGCGAGUGUCAUCAUCGCACAGCGUCCCUUUUUCUCGCUUGAUGAAGUCCGUGCUGUUCGGGCCCCAGUCGAUGAAUCCAAAACGGCCAAGGGCAAAAAGCCACGCAAGGCUCCCAAGCCUAUUGGUGACAAAAUUGUCGACAAAUGCAUAGAUAUGUGGACCGGUUAUCUCGCGAUCGAUUCUCUCGUCGCACAGUGUGAGGCCAUGGGCAAGCCAGUAGCACAGGCAAUGGAAAAGUGGGGAGUCAAUGUUUUCGGUAAACCAGAUGGUGAUUUUGAGCUCGCAUCAUUGGGUGGUUCCGGCUCGCACGACUCCGGAAUCGCAACUCCAUCAUCGAACCGUCAGUCUCUCGAUGACAGCGACUCGGACCAUGAUGGCCCUGUGACCGGUUCGCGCAAGCAAAACACCCAAUCUCGUUUCAUCGGACAACCUGCCAUUAUGUCCAACGAUCUUGUCAUGAAAGAUUACCAGAUUGUCGGCCUCAAUUGGCUGUCUCUCUUGUUUGAGAACGACAUGAGCUGCAUUCUUGCCGAUGACAUGGGCCUCGGCAAGACCUGCCAGGUCAUUUCAUUCCUCGCACACCUAUAUGAGAAGGAUGUUAAAGGCCCGCAUCUAGUUGUGGUGCCUGCCUCGACAAUCGAGAAUUGGCUUCGGGAAUUCGAGAAAUUCUGCCCGGCGUUGACCGUGAUCCCAUACUACGGCACGCAGAACGAACGCUUGGAGAUUCAAGAAGAUUUCCGUCAGAGCCGAGAGAACGUCGAUGUGGUUAUCACCACAUAUGCCACUUGCAGAGGCAAGUACGACCACAAGUUCCUCCGCAGUGUGGGCUUUUGUGCCUGUGUUUACGAUGAGGGCCACGUUCUCAAGAAUGCCAAUUCCCAAGUCUACGAGAAGCUGAUUCGGAUUCCCGCAAAGUUCCGUCUCCUGCUUACUGGUACGCCCCUUCAGAACAACCUGCAGGAGCUGGCAUCUCUACUGGGCUUCAUUCUCCCGAAGGUUUUUAAUGAGCACAAGGAGGAUCUGAACGCAAUCUUUGCCAAUAAGGCUAAAACAACUGACGAGACCUCUACUCUUUUGUCAGCUCAGCGUGUUGACCGUGCCAAGUCUAUGCUGAAACCAUUCGUGCUACGCCGCAAGAAGCAUCAGGUCAUCGAUCUUCCGGCUAAAAUCUCUCGCGUCCAGUACUGCAAGAUGAGCGAAUCUCAGCUCAGCAUCUACAACCAUGCGAAGGAAGGAGUGCGCCAGCUGCUGUCAGACCGUGCUGCCGGUAUCAAGACUGGUAACAAGUCCGCUAACAUCAUGAUGAGACUGCGCCAGGCUUCGAUCCACCCUCUCCUUGCUCGCAAGAUCUACAAUGAAGAACUCACUGCUAAGAUCGCAAAGGCAUGCCUCAAGAUCGAAACAAUGACCGACUCCAUCCCAGCUAUCAUUGUGGAAGAUAUGCUUCCAUACAACGACUUCGACGUCCAUGCCAUGUGUGUCAAGUACAAGCCUCUGAACAAGUUCGCGCUUAAGAACCAAGAGUGGAUGGACUCGGGCAAGGUCGAGAUGCUCGCCGAACUCCUCAAGAAAUUCGUUGCGAAUGGCGAUCGCACCCUUAUUUUCUCCCAGUUCACCAUGCUUAUGGACAUUCUGGAGGUUGUUCUUGACACUCUUGAUAUGAAGUAUGUCCGCCUGGACGGCAAGACCAACGUCCAAGAUCGUCAGGCAAUUAUGGAUCACUUCCACGAGCAGGUCGAUAUCCCCGUUUUCCUCCUGUCCACCAAGGCUGGCGGUGCCGGAAUCAACCUGGCUUGCGCCAACAAGGUUAUCAUCUUUGAUUCCUCCUUCAACCCCCAGGAGGAUGUACAGGCUGAGAACCGCGCUCACCGUGUCGGCCAGACUCGUGAGGUCGAGGUUAUCCGCUUCGUUUCUUCGGACACUAUUGAUGAGCAGAUUCACAAACUCGGUCAAACUAAGUUGGCCCUUGACCAGGCUGUUGCAGGUGAAGACGAGGCUUCUUCCAAGAAGAGCGAUGAUGCUGGGUUCAAGGCUGUGGAGAGUAUGAUUUUUGCAGAGAUCGAGAAGGAGGUUACCCACUAG